Messenger RNA from Cylicocyclus nassatus, 1122 nucleotides. NCBI's taxonomy places the organism in Eukaryota, Metazoa, Nematoda, Chromadorea, Rhabditida, Strongylidae. The record is from the annotation of a GenBank genome assembly.
AGGUUUUGUCAUCCCCCUUUUCAUUGCCCUCAUCUGAUGAUUGAGUCAAAAAUUGCAAAGAACCGCUUUCUGGAGAUCUUUUUUGGCAAGCGCGGACGAGUGCAACAAAGCAGGCACUGACUUGACAAACAGAAAUUGCCUUUCAAUGUUGCGAACAUUGCGAAGGCUUGCGACAAAUCAUUGUCGAACGGCCACGACAUCCACAAAAACAGAAGUGGUGAAUGCUCCAUACGCUGAGUUGAACAGCGAAUUAUUUGAUGAGGUUCAAAGUCGCGUUAACCAACAUGGAAACACUAUCGACAAGAUCAUAAUAAGCUUCAUUGACAGAGAUGGCUCUAAAAAAGAUUACCUCAUGAACAGGAACAUUUCCACUCCAUAUGACUGCGCAAGACAUGUGAACAUGUUGCUCGCUAAACGCGCGGUGUUGGCUCUUACAUCUUACGGAGGAAGUACGCCACAACUAGGUUGUAUGAAUGAGUCGUUUCGAGACAGAUGCAACUUAGAAUUUAUCGAUUUUCAAAGCGAGAUUUAUGCUACGGAACUCAAUAAGGCUUACUGGAGGUCGUGUAGCAUAAUCCUAGCAGCUGUUUUGACGGAAGGUCUCAAAAACAAGAUCUCAAUUUCUGACUAUCACAAUGAAGUGAGCGAUUCCUUCUUCGGAGUUGAUGUCAGUGGUUUGACAAAGUCUUUGACUCAGUCUGAUCUCAGAGACUUAUCGUCUUUCGCCCGUUCUGAUUUCAUAAGUAGGGGUAUACCAUUUGAGACCGUGUCGCUUUCGUCAGAAGUGGCCAGAGAUUAUGGCUUAGGCUCAAGCUCUCUUCUGUGUCGAUUUGGUAAUUUUGUUGCGCCUAUCAGUGGGCCAGUGAUAUCACGAUCCGAUCAAGUUGGUCGAUUUGCUAUAGUCAAGGCUCGUUUAAAGGGUAACACUACGCUUGUAGGAGGAGUUUCCAUCCCAGAAGCGCAAAAGACAUCAUCAUUUCUUUGGGAGAAAAUAAUGGAGAAUGCAAGUGAUAAAAUUGGAGAAAACGGAGGAAGCUGAUCUGAAGAUUAUAGUUUGUGGUUUCUCAACGAGAUAGAUCAUUUGCCAUUCAACGAGUCACAGAUGAAGAUUAUAAUCUUAAA